AUGAGCUGGAGGAAACGUUGUAAUCAAGCAGGUCGCGAUCGUGAUUUGAACGCCGGUAGCGAGUGCAAAAGCGGUUUGCGAAGCACCCCACCAGCAACCCUCAAGUACUCGCGGGAAGGUGGAAGACAAUUAGGUCCACAUACAUGUGUGAUAUGUAAAUCCAUGGUAGAAGGAGGAAAUCAAAGUCGCGCAUUAUCUCGAAGUCAUGCGUCCCAAUACGGAUUGCGUGAAGAUCAAAUCCAGCCAGGAUCUCGAGUUUGCAAUACCUGCAGAUGUAAAGCCGUGAGAGGUCGGUACACUGCUUGUCCGCUUCCAGGGUGUCCGAAUGUCAAUAACUCGAGCGCGAAAACGCGAGUGAAGCGACUGCGUGCUUUGCCGUCCAAGUGGAUGGAACUGCCCGCAGAAGUCUGGGAGCCUGUUGUCCAGGAGUUCCAGAUUCCGAACAACGCUACCAAGUGCUGUUCGGCGUGCUUUAACAGGAUAUCUCGUCGACUGGCGCCUCAUUUGACCGCUGGAGCAGACGCCUCUGAGGACAGCUCGGAAUCCUCAACUCGGCAGCAAUGGACUGAGGAAGAACUUAAGCUGCUGAAACGCGCGCUUAAAGAACACGCGACGAAUUGGCAGAAAGUUGCUGAGAUGAUUCCUGGCAAGUCAAAUCAUCAGUGUAAGACUUACUAUCUCACGUAUCGCAAGAAGCUGGGGCUUGAUCAAAUUGUCACGGAGUACUAUGAGGCUAGGGGAGAAGAUUUUAGGAGGCCUUUUUUAACGGAUGAAGAAGAAAGCGGUAGUAGUACAAGUAGCUGCGAUGAAUUGGCUGUGCAUGAUUCUAGUGAUACUGCAAGCGCAGGUAGUCCUGCGAACAUAAUUUCCAGCAGUACGGCUCCGACAUUAGUGGCAUCAUCGAGUUCGACAAAACAAAAAAUGAUGUUCCCGGAGAAUACAGCAGACAUUAGAAUUUCGCUAGUCCCACCAGUAGCAGCAGCUUCGUCUUCGCAGCAACCAACGACUGGAGGCGGACCAGGUCAGCCAGCAGUAAACAGCCGCGAGGACUAUGACAGUUCUGCUACGGAGACGGCGGACGAAGGUCAAGGUAACACUGAGCUUGAAAGUACGGGUGGUGUGACAGUGACGCAGUCUUCAACGGCCAACACCAAUACGCUGAUACAAUCCCAGCAGCCCCAACAGACUCAACAGCCUCAGCCUCCACCACCACCCCCGCCGCCUGGCCACUCACCACCGACAACAGCCAGCAGUACAAAUCCUCUUACUGUAAAAGAUUUAAUGCUUGGAGUGAUAGAGAUGCAGCUUAAACGUAAUAACGUCAGUCCAGCUGGUCCUCCAGGUUCGACAUCUAGCUCUGGUUCUUCGUCGAUGUCAAACAUCCUCAAGGCUGAUCAUAGGAAUGACAUUACUUUUGUUCGCGAGUUCAAACCUGCCUCCAGCAUGCCCUCUACUGCCAUUUCCAAUAGAGAUUCUAAUUUAGCGACUCUUUCUGUUGUUUCCUGCCAUCGUUCGGCUCCAAGCCCUCAACAAAUUGGUCAAAUGCAAGCAACAAUAACCCCUUGCCCACCACCAGUCCAGAGCUCGCAACCUCAAUCAUCAGACAUGCUUCCCAAGGAAGGUCUAGUAGUAAUGCAAGUCCAGCAAGCUUUACGAGAAACUGAAGGCACCCUAGACUUGAGUAUAAAAAAGCCGCGUCAGCAGCCACCACCCCCUCAAGACUACAACCACACUCACCCGGCUCACAAGCCCCCAGUAUCCUUAUACCGCCCUGAACCUUCUCCAGGUUACUACCACCACCCCCACUCAGAGCAAGGCCGUGGGGCCAAGAGCCCCCUAAUCUACGCAUCAUCUCCCCGGCCGCAGGCUCCAAUCACCCCGAAGAUGAACAAAGUCCCCGCGACGCCUCCUCACCCGAAACUAUCUCCCAAAUUAAGCACCAUCGGUCCAGCUCACAAGGGCGGCUCAAUCACCCAUGGAACUCCCGUUCCCAGCGCUCGAUACGAAGGUCUGCUCCGCCAAAUGACUCCUCCAGGAAACUCCGGGUCAUCCGGAUCCUCCGGAGGAAACUCCGCACCAAAAGAGUCUGGCUCUAUAACCCAGGGAACUCCUGUCCACCCGUUCACAGUUUCUCUGGACAAGCGUAAUCCAAUGUAUGACUAUCACCGACCAGUUCGUCAUUCUCCAGCCACAACCAACGUUCCAUGUCAGACUCAGGGUGUCGUUGUAACUCACAGCAACCAGUACAACUCUUACCCUCCAAGACCGCUUCCUAGUUACACCAUGGAGCCGCAGUUGUCUUCCCGACAGAUAAUAAUGAACGACUACAUCACCAGCCAGCAAAUGCACCAGCGAGGUCGGACCAGCAGCAGCGAGACUCCUGGAAAAAGUGAACCACCUCCUUCAUCUGGGCUUUACUACACCAGCACUCCACCACCUCCUCAGUCACACACUCAACCUCGUCAAGGUGUAAUCCAGCGACACAAUCCGCAGAAGCAGAUUCACUAUCAGCCUCCGCCAGCUGGUCUGGAAGCUUUUUCUAGCCUUGUAGAUGUCGCGGUUCAGCAACCAAGCUUGCCAGUUCCUCAUCCGCACGCUCCGCACUCUUCUUCAAGCAGCAAAUCUAAACAGUAUGUGGACAACAACAGAGCGUACCGGGAACAGGAGAUCCAGCUCCAGGAGCAGCAUCGGUUCGCGAUGCAGCAUGCGGAGCGGAUUCAUCAUCAGCAACAGCAGCAGCAGCAGCAGCAGCAACAGCAGAGGGAACGAGAAAGAGACCUUGCGCACAUUCGUGAAAAAGAGGAACAGCAGCAGCAGCAGCAGCGGCUGCAUCGGGAGAAAGAGAUGCAGCAGAUGGAACAACGCAUUAGCGAAGGAUCUUCCACGCUCACUGCUGCUAGUCUUAUUGAUGCUAUUAUUACUCAUCAGAUCAAUCAGAGUUUUAAGACCACUGGGGGAGCUACUGCGACGAUUAAUCCACCUACUAGACCUGGGGAUAGACUUUUCCAGAGUUUUCAUCGAGAUAAUCCGCCGGAACCUAAUGGUGUCGCUCAUAGUCCGGCUGGUGAAGCUGCAGCUGGUAAUAGUGCCGCGCAAAAUGAACCAACUCAGGAUGUUAAAGCUAUUACUAUUGGAGAUCAUGUUGAUCAUAUUGUUACGAAAGAGUAUGCACCGCCUCAUGGGUCUUAUAGAUCGUAUCCUGGGUACACAAUAUCCGACGACCAAUGGAAGCGCCGUGAAAACGAACCAGAGUCAGCAAAAUCAAGCGACGAGCGUCAAAUAAUCCGAGUAUCUCAAUCGCAGCAGCAAAGCUCAACCCCGCAGCAAUCACAGCAACCACCUUCAUCUGGUAAACAAUUCCACCCGGUAGAACCAGUGUCACCUCCCGAGGCAACGACUAACCACUAUACAGCGAGACGCUACUACGAAUCUACCACUGCCACAACAACUUCUGGGACUCCCUCUAAGCCCCAUCUCUCGCCUCUCGACUACGUCAAGAACAAGAUAGUCGAAGUAAUGCGGACCUCUGAGGAUGACAAGCCAGGGUCUGACCGUUCCAGCGGCAACGGGAACGUCGACAAGGACGACAAGCCAGCUGAAAGUCCAUCUACCGGUGAAAUGGUGAUCGAUGAGAGUCCUAGUCAGCCUACUCAGCCACCACCACCAACAUCUACCACCUUCUAUCCCUACAACGCUCUAGGUGUCCAAGUUCACACCGGGAUGCCUCAACCACCACCUCCAUCUGCCACAUCGUCUGCCAACGUCUCCAAGUCCGAACACAUGCAAGGAGAAUUCGUACCUCUGAUGUCCGACAAGUAUGAACCACUCUCCGAUGAGGACUGA
This is a messenger RNA of Cotesia congregata, 3843 nucleotides long. NCBI's taxonomy places the organism in Eukaryota, Metazoa, Arthropoda, Insecta, Hymenoptera, Braconidae. The record is from the annotation of a GenBank genome assembly.